Messenger RNA from Eruca vesicaria subsp. sativa (arugula), 327 nucleotides. The record is from the annotation of a GenBank genome assembly. Lineage: Eukaryota; Viridiplantae; Streptophyta; Magnoliopsida; Brassicales; Brassicaceae.
AUGAUGACGCGAUGCCUAACCUAUUCCGCAGCGUUUCGUUACUCUCCAGAUCCGGCGUUGAUGGUGCUUAACGCAAUCUAUGGCUCGAGCAAAACUCCCUCAUCGGGGAAAACUGUUGAUGUAAGAUCCGAGUUCAACUCUGAGGAGCUUUCACGUUACGUCAUCAUGAUUGCUAAGUACAAGCAAGCGGCUUUGGUUUGUAACAAGAAUGGUUUAGAUAAGAAAAGAAUUGGAGAGAUCAUCACGAAGCUUUUGAGUACUGGUGAGCCACUUCAAGCUCUAACUCGUUUGUAUAAGCCUGCGAACGAGAAUCAAAACCUUUUUUAA